CACAUCGUCCAGAUGAUGAUCUUCUGUGAAAUAGGGGAAGAUGGGAAAAGGAGCGGCCGUUGGCAGUAUGGCUAUGAUGGGUGGGAUUUCCUUGACUACGAGAUGGCGACCGGCAUCUGGACAGCAGCUGACAAAGAAGCCCAGGGGAUCAAGCGGAAAUGGGAGGCCGAAACCGCCAUCAAGCAGCGUUUCACAGGUUACCUGGAGAGCACCUGCAUGGAGUGGCUGCAGAAGAACGACCACUACAGAUCGGAGAUAUCCUUGAGGGAAGUUCCUCCAGUGGUGACGAUGAGCAGCAGGACAGAAGCCGAUGGUAUGGAGAGGCACGUCUGCCGAAUCCACGGCUUCUACCCCAGGGAGAUCGAUGCCUCCUGGACGAGGGAUGGGGAAUUCUGGCUGCAAGACACCUUCCAUGAGUCUCUGGCCCCCAACUCAGAUGGGACCUACUAUUACUCGCUCGGAAUCCAGAUCGAUCCCAAGGAGAGGGGCCGCUAUCGGUGCCACGUGGAGCACGAUGGCUUGCAGCAACCUCUGGACCUGGACCUGAAGGGUGAGAGGCUGCAGGGAGGGAAAGCCGACAUAACGAACAUCUGA
Molecule: messenger RNA, 594 nt
Organism: Protobothrops mucrosquamatus (brown spotted pit viper)
Lineage: Eukaryota; Metazoa; Chordata; Lepidosauria; Squamata; Viperidae
Product: major histocompatibility complex class I-related gene protein-like
Exons: 3
Coding region: 13-594 (193 amino acids)
Biological process (GO): immune response
Cellular component (GO): external side of plasma membrane
Source: RefSeq, a predicted model, not a curated record